AUGGGCGUUAUCGCAACCUUGAAAAACAACAAGGUCGGGGCAGUGGUGGUGUCCGUCUUUGACUGGUACCCGUCGGAGUAUCCCAAAGAAGAGAGGAAACUUCUUCGCAAGCUUGAUCUUGCCAUCCUGGUCUUCGGAUCUCUGAGCUGUAAUUUGUGCAAGUUCCUCGGACAACAGAACAUCACUAACGCAUAUGUCUCUGGCAUGAGAGAAGACUUAAACGCAUUUGGAAAUGAGUUGAACUACUAUGUCGUUGCGUAUAACACGGCGUACGUCUUGGGUCAAAUUCCAUUAAUGACGCUCCAGACAAAAGGCAAACUGGCGCCAUUCUUGCUUCCCUCCCUCCAGAUACUUUGGGCCGUUAUUGCCUUUUGUCAGUCCGAGAUCCAAUAUAGUGGGCAACUCUAUAUCCUCAGGGCUUUAACCGGAUUUCUCGAGGCAAGCUCGUUUGGUGGCACUCAUCUCAUCCUUGGCUCAUGGUUCAAGAAUGAAGAACUCUUCAAAAGAGCGGGUGUCUGGUUCAUGGGCAAUUCACUCGGCUCCAUGUUCUCUGGAUAUCUCCAGGCUGCUGCAUACAAAAACCUCAACGGCGUUUUUGGUCGUGCUGGUUGGCGAUGGCUAUUUAUUGUGCAAGGCAUCAUCACGUUACCUCUCGCCUUUCUGGGAUUCUUCGUUUGGCCUGGACUGCCUACAUCACCCAGAAGGUGGUAUAUGACUGAGGAAGAGCAUGCUCUAGCUCUCAAGCGCAUCCCUACCGUCGAGAAGGAGGGAAUCACAUGGAAGACGUUCAAGUACACCUUGAGCCGUCCCAUGUGGUGGAUCUGCGUUUCUUGCUACAUCUUCUUGUGCCAGGCGCAUUACUGGACUGGCUACAUGGCCCUCUGGCUUCGUCACGCUGGCUACUCCAUCGAGCUCGUGAACAUUCUCCCUACAUUUAUCGACCUUCUGCGAGCCAUCUCUUCUUGGCUUGGUACAACAUUAGCAGGCUGCCUCAGCCUCCGAGGACUGUGGACGUUCCAAGCAUCAUUCGUAUUCUUCGCCUGCAUUAUGCUAUCCAUAUGGACUGUACCUGAUGGCCUGAAGUUUAUUGCCUUUUACUUUGGUGGCUUUUCUGGCAUGGCAUCGCCGAUUCUUUACUCGUGGGUUAACUCGACGCUGAAGGAAAACUACGGCGAACGAGGUCUUAUUAUUUCGUCUAUGAUGACACUGGGCUUUUGCAAUCAGAUUUGGAUCCCGCUCUUCACAUUUCCAACGGUCGAGGCACCACGGUUCCCAAAUGGAUACCCAGCGGCAACGGCUUUUGAGUUCACCAUGUGGGCUAUCCUGAUGGGAGGAGUCUGGUACAUGAAAAGGUGGAAGACUAAGCACCCGGAUCUUGAGAUGCGCCUGGCUGAGCCCGAGAGCCUUGGCCCGGCGAGUGAGUCAGAGUCUGGGGAUACGGGCAUGGCUGACGCAAAGCGCGCAAGCAAACACGUCAGAAGCCUCUGA
Molecule: messenger RNA, 1488 nt
Organism: Fusarium odoratissimum NRRL 54006
Lineage: Eukaryota; Fungi; Ascomycota; Sordariomycetes; Hypocreales; Nectriaceae
Exons: 7
Coding region: 1-1488 (495 amino acids)
Biological process (GO): transmembrane transport
Cellular component (GO): membrane
Molecular function (GO): transmembrane transporter activity
Source: RefSeq, a predicted model, not a curated record